AUGGUAGAUUCAUCAGAAUGUUGCAAAAAUGCUGAAUUUCUCUUUGGGUUAGUUCAACAAUCAGCUACUUUUCUUUUAGAUUCUCAUAAAAGAAUGAAAGUAUGGUCAGAUUUAACUAAACAAACCCAUAAAAGUCAUGAUAAACUUAGAAAAUUGAACUUGAUUGGAGCAACUAGGUGGUGGAGUAAGGACAAGGCAUUAUCUUCUAUAAUUCAGUUUAACGAGCCUAAUGUCAAGGAUUCCCGAUUUUUGUUAUUCUUACAUUUUUUAUUGGAAAUAACUUCUAGUGAAUCAAAAUUUGAUGCAAAAACUAAAUACACGGCUCAUACACUUUUACAAAAUUGGUCAAAAUUUGAAAUUAUUUUAACUGCAGCUAUUUACUUUGAUAUUUUUACUAUAAGUUCUCCUGUAUCAAAGUUUUUACAAUCACGCUCAUUAAAUUAUCUAAUAGCUUUUAAUAUGACAACAAAUUUACUAAAUCAAAUUAAAGAAAAAAGAUAUAAUGGCGAUGAAAUAUUUAAUAAACUUAUUUCUGAUGUUCAAAAUUUUAUAACAAAAAUUAAUAAGGAAUUAGAAUUAAAUGAUAUAGAUUUUAGAAUAAAAAAUAAGUUUAGUAAGAAUUCUGUAAGUAGAGUGCCAAAAAUAAAUAAAAUGCCUGGUGAAUUAGCAUCUGAUGAAAGACCUGACGUUUCCACAGAAAAAAGGUUUAAAGUUGAAACAUAUAAUUAUAUCCUUGAUAUUAUGAUUAAUAGUAUGGAAAAAAGAUUUGUUAGCAAUUCAGAAUUACUUAAAGAUUGUAUUUGCUUAGACCCUAAAAAUUUUAAAAAUAUUAAAAGUGGUUUACCUGAAAACUCACUAUUAAAACUUUCUGAAUUGACAAAAAUAAGUGUACAUGUUUUAACAUCUGAACUCCAACAAUUUGCAAUUCAAUAUGAUACAAUAACUAAAAAUUUUAAUGAUACAUUUUCAAAAAAUGAUCUAUCUUUUGACAAUGACUCCAACUCUGAAUCAGAACUAAAUAUUGACCACAGUUUGGAAUGCAAUACGUGUAAUAAUUGUUUAAGAUGCGCUUUUAAUAUUUUGUACGAAAUUGUUCAACAAUCAGGCUCUUUUAAUAAUAUAUACUUGGCAUAUAAAUUUGUUUUGACAUUACCAUGUACACAAGUUACAUGUGAACGUAUAUUUUCCAAAGUUAAAAACAUUAAAACUAAAUUAAGAUCAUUAAUUUCUCAAGAUAUUAUGGAAGCUUUGUUAAUGAUAAAUAUUGAAAGAGAUUAUGUUGUUGAUAAGGAAAUUGUUGUAAAUACUAUUGCUAAAAGUUCAACUGAACUAUCAAGGUUAUUGAUUUGA
This is a messenger RNA of Macrosiphum euphorbiae (potato aphid), 1350 nucleotides long. NCBI's taxonomy places the organism in Eukaryota, Metazoa, Arthropoda, Insecta, Hemiptera, Aphididae. The record is from the annotation of a GenBank genome assembly.